Molecule: messenger RNA, 1853 nt
Organism: Perca fluviatilis (European perch)
Lineage: Eukaryota; Metazoa; Chordata; Actinopteri; Perciformes; Percidae
Product: serine/threonine-protein phosphatase 2A 56 kDa regulatory subunit delta isoform-like
Exons: 4
Coding region: 610-891 (93 amino acids)
Source: RefSeq, a predicted model, not a curated record
AGUUCAUUUACUCUGUUGAAUUCCUAUAUACAAUAUGUGUUGUUACGUGUUUUGUAGUGAAUGUUUGAAAUGGGUGGGUCACUAACAUAGCACUUCAUGGAUGACGCCGAUGACAUAGCAUGACAACCCUGAGUCAGAGUAGAGACCCCGGUCAACCCAUCAUCUCUACAGUUGUAGGCCUCAAAGUCUACUUUCUCUUUUCGAGAUACACCACUGCGCUCCUGUGGCAGUUACCAAAUAUUACAACCGGCAGAGGACACACGUCUCUCGGUAAGGCUGGAGGACACAGCAGGUAUCCUACAAUAGUGCAGCAACCGGCAGCAGGAAAUUGGACGCUGACAUGAGAACAUAAUCGGUUUUUUCUUCAAUUAUGAACUAUAUCUUUUUAACAACGCAUGAGUUGUGGAAUGCAGCCAGCGCGGAAACAGGAUGACAUCUAGUUGUGGCUCGGACUCAGUCACAUGGUGUUUGGAUGGUCAGUCGUGAAAGCCACAUCAGUAGUGAUUAGUCAACACACAGACGCUUUAACAGGGCAUCUGCUGCUGUCUGUCAGUGUGUGUGACCACUGUUUCACCGCGACCUGCUGACACCGGGGAUUCCCAUCUCAGCAUGCCUCACAAGAGCAAAAAAGAAAAGGAAACUAAAUCUGGAAGAUCUAAAAAAUCGGAAAGUAAAAAUGGGCCUGCAGACGAACAAGAUGGUUCCAAUAAGAAAGUGCCUCCUGCAACUCAGGUGAUGAGGGUGAAGCAGCCGGGGUCACACUCUGCCGCUAAGAGGGAGAAGAGGUUCAGCACUUCCUUUUUCCCUCUCAGUGUUAACAGAGAGCUACAGAAACUACUUACACUGGCAGCUAAGCAGACUGCCCAUCAGCUUCAUCUGGAAUGCAAAUGAUGUGCAAUCAGCUGCAUCUCCAGGCGUACCUGGAGGAAACAGAUAUUACCCCUGGAGGGCUCGCUUAUGUAAGAUAACUCUGACUCAGACUGAAUUGACAGUUGUGGAAUCUGGGCCAUCCAAUAAUAACUCUAAAUGUAAGCCCAAAUCAAACAUGAACACUCUGUGUUAUGAUGAAUCGCACACGUUGAAGGAGCUGAUGGGAUAACAUUUCACUGGAAUUGUAGCUUGUACGAUUUAAUGUGACAAAUAAAAGUAAUUGAUUGAUUGAACUGUAAACUCUGACAUGUCGUGGAGCAUCAGGAGUCCUGCGUAUGCUUCAAUGCUGCACUUUAGCACAAGCUUAUUUUGUAAUACAGCCUGAUAAAACAGCAGUAAGAAUAACUGUGAUGGGUCAGUUUAGUUCGCCAAACUAACCAUAGUAACUCUAACAAGCCAGCUGGUCCCACUGUCAGUGUUUACUGUACAUUUACUGUGUUGAUUGACUUUAUUAGUAAUCGCCACUGAUGCCAAUUCUGAGAUGAGACAGUGAGGUUGAGGUUUGAACAUUUACAUCAAUCUUUCAUUGCUUCUUUGUUCACACACAGCACUACAGGCAGGAUCUGGCCUAAGUGGUUUCCUGUAAACUAUACCCAGCUAUUCUUUGUUCUCAAACCUGAAUGAGCUGGGUGACACUUUGGAUAAACAAUAGAGAUGGACAGGCCACAGGAUUUGCAAGUCGAGGGAUUUAUGGCCACCGUUGACAGUGUGGGAAAAUGAUAAAAAAUACAAAAUUAGCUUGGUGUUUUAGUUAAAGAAACACUAUUACUGUGAGUUUUGAGAAGAAGUUGAGGGGGAAAGAGUAAAAAUAAGAGAAUAAGAAAAUAACCUGCCUGACCCUUCAGUCGACCGUAGUGACCUGAAGAAACAUGCAUGAACAGGCAGGGCUGUAUAGUAGAGGUCAGAUGCAAUUAGAGCUGUAA